AUGGUCAAGAUUACCAUAGCAGGUGGCUCAGGGCAGGUCGCCAAAGAAGUGAUCGAUGCUCUCCUGGCGACCAAAAAACACGAUAUCACUAUCUUAACCCGCAAUGUCUCGGCUCCAAAUGGCUCGUCUGGAAUCACCUGGCGUACUGUGGACUACAACGACAAAAGCAACCUGACCGAAGCCUUACGAGGCACACACACCGUCUUGUCGUUUGUUCAGCUCUUGACCGACCCGGAGCAGAAAUCUCAGAAGAAUCUCAUCGACGCUGCUAUUGCCGCUGGGGUUAAGCGGUUUGCACCGAGCGAGUAUGGAAGUGCAGGUACAGUCGACAUGUCCUGGUGGGCUGGGAAAGAGAUUAUAAGGGAGUAUCUGAGGACGAUCAAUCGAAAUGAAAAGUAUACCCUCUUCCAAGCCGGCCUGUUCCUCGACUAUCUCGCCUCUCCGUAUAAAACAGCGAAGCACGUUGAGCCUCUCGACACGGUCUUCGACUUCCAGCAUUGUCGAGCGAUUCUGAUUGAUGGCCAUGAAGAUGCGAUCAUGACUCUGACCUCGGUCGCUGAUCUUGCUUCUGUUAUCGCACGAGCAGUUGACUAUGAAGGCGAGUGGCCGGAGAUCAGGGGAAUCAGAGGUAACAGGCUUAACUUUGAGGAGAUUGUGAAAGUUGGCGAGGAUAUUAGAGGCCGUCCUUUCGCUGUUGACAAAGUCAAACUUGGGGAUCUCAAAACUGGAGUUUUGAACGCUUCAUGGGGCUUGGAGAAGAGCCAUCGAGCUGUAUCCGACGAGCAGGCCGCUGAAUUGAAGAAAACCGUGUCCAUCGGGAUUCUGCUGAGCAGUGUUCAGGGUGCCUGGGAUGUCUCGGAAGAAUUCAAUCGUUUGUUCCCUAAUCACCAGUUUGAUGACAUGAAGGAGUUUCUCGGCAGGGUGUGGAAAGCCUGA
Messenger RNA from Aspergillus steynii IBT 23096, 936 nucleotides. Its product is annotated as NAD(P)-binding protein. NCBI's taxonomy places the organism in Eukaryota, Fungi, Ascomycota, Eurotiomycetes, Eurotiales, Aspergillaceae. Bases 1 to 936 code for a protein of 311 amino acids. The transcript has 6 exons. The record is from RefSeq and is a predicted model, not a curated record.